CGGAAAUUACCGACUGCUGUCGUGUUUAUUGGAGCAUAAAUCACCGCUAAUCAUUGGCCAGUAUUUCACGUGUUUUACGAUUCAACGCACCUCGGCGAUUUACGGAAAAAGUUGGAAGAUACUCGGUGUGACGUCACACCCAGUACUCGUUCGAGAAUCGCCAUAUUGGAAACAUUGAAAAAAAAAUAUCGUACAGUAAUUUUUAGAUUUAUUCAGCGUAAUUGGUUGGAUUUAAGCAAUGGGAGGCGCGAGAUGUGUUGUUGGAGGAUGCAGCAAUAAGAGAAGUGAGCGGGUUAGCUUACAUCAAUUCCCUAAGGACACGAACAUUCGACAACAGUGGGUAAGGGCAAUCAAGUGUACAGGUACGAAUGUCUCUAGAGCUGACUGGAAUGGACCUAGUUCUUCAAAAAUCAUCACAAGCACAAUUGGUAUGCUCUGAACAUUUUGAAUUCACGUGCUUUACCCUCACCACUAGGAUGCAUUGGCAGCAGGGAUUACCAUACAAGGCUGCCCUUACUGAUGAAGCGGUGCCUACCCUGUUCGGUCUACAGAUACAGGAGUAUAAGAAAAGGGUAGAGAAUCCAAGUUCUAGAGGAGCCUUCAGAAAACGUGAAUUGGAAAGAAUUAUUGGAGAAUAUGAAGUCACACCAACUGGAAAUGCUGAGCAACCCCUACCAGUCACUGGGCCAGCACUACUUCAGCCCUCCACUGGACAAGUGAAAGAAGCACUUACGAUACAUAGUGAUGCCGAAUUACCUGAGGUUAGUGAAAAUGGGCCAUGUGUCAGUGAGAACAAUCAGGAGUCUGAGGACAGUUUAUCAGUACAGACAGAGAGAGCAAAUCUUCCUAUAAAGACAUCUGAAGAAAACAAGAGUCAGUGCCCACCACAAUGUGCCCAGGAUGAGGCUUCAGACUUGAUCAAGGAGGAUGGUAGAUGUCUUUGUAUAAAGCCAGAAACAACUUCUACUGGGACCCAGGUAAAGCCUGGAACAACAGUUAAGGGAGUUCAAGUCAGUAGAAAAGUUCAAGUCACUAAUGCUGUGAAAGGUAGUGUAUAAUAUUUAGUUAAUCUGUUACUUGUGAAUGUUGAGUUUACCAGUAAGAAACAUCUAUUAAAUUGCCAAUCUUGGUUACACGUUUAACUAUAUGCUUUAGUAAGUUUCCAUGUUAUAUGAGAUAAAUAUGAUAAUUUAUUAAUCUGCAACUGUCAUUGUUCAUCAAUAUUGGCCCAUCAUUGGGGUAACUUAGUUUGAUUAAACAUACUUACUUAAGUUUAAUUGCGAAACUUAUAUUUGUCACUUUCAAUUCCGCUUCCUGGAACCAGCCAGUACUGUUGUCAUAUGAAGGAACAUGGCUGUGACCGGAUUACGGCUUGAAUCUAUGAUCCACUGGUUAAAAAACUAAAGACUGAAGAUUAGGUGGACCCAAAGUCAGACACUAAAGCUGGCUGUUUACUUAGAUCAGUUUUGAAUCAGGUACUAUUGGGUCAGGUAUGCAAGUGGCAAAAAUCACAAUUUAAAGUCUGUUUUCAGUCCAACUGAAACAGGAAACAAUGCCUUUGGACCGUCUUAUGAAUGGCAAAUAAAGUUUUGCUGUUAU
This is a messenger RNA of Ruditapes philippinarum (Manila clam), 1599 nucleotides long. RefSeq lists its product as uncharacterized. The record is from RefSeq and is a predicted model, not a curated record. The transcript has 5 exons. NCBI's taxonomy places the organism in Eukaryota, Metazoa, Mollusca, Bivalvia, Venerida, Veneridae. The coding region runs from base 369 to 1058 and encodes 229 amino acids.